Molecule: messenger RNA, 1016 nt
Organism: Misgurnus anguillicaudatus (oriental weatherfish)
Lineage: Eukaryota; Metazoa; Chordata; Actinopteri; Cypriniformes; Cobitidae
Product: gametocyte-specific factor 1
Source: RefSeq, a predicted model, not a curated record
UUAGUAUGCGAAUUAGGACGCAGUGGUAUUACGCCCUGCGUUGCGCUUUAGCGCCUCCAGUGGUUGAGUCAUUACAGAAUCACUCGUCGGAGUUUUCGAGAUUUCUGGAAGCGCGAUUUUCACGGCUGAACAAAUCAACAGAUUUUUAAACAACCCAAACGUUUCUAAGAGCUUGCAAGGAUGUCAUAUGAAGGUUCAAGAAAAAAGCGUAAUUCCGGGUCGAAUGUCCAAGUUCCGCGAUGGGAGGAAAGUCAAGAUUUCUGCAAUCCUGACAAACUGCUGUUGUGUCCCUAUGACCCAAAUCAUCUGAUUCGGGCCUGUAGAUUCCCCUACCACCUUAUCAAAUGCAGAAAGAAUCACCCUGAAUUGGUCGGUGAAUUGUGGACAUGUCCGUUCAACGCACGGCACUUGAUGAAAAAACAUGAGCUGUCCCAUCACAUCUCAACCUGUUUGGACCGUUGCUCUGUUAAUGACACUUAUAUUGACAAUGGCAGGACUGAUAGCAAGUUUCAGAUCCCUGUGAGCACCUGGACUGCCCCUGCGAAUAAUGAAGACUGGGAUGAAGAGAUGGAGGAGCGUGCAAAAGUAGCAUCUUCUUUUGCCUGGGGUGUGUCUACAUCUCGGUUGCCUCAGGACAGGGAGAAACACAGCAAGUUGACCGCUGGGCUUAGGGCGCCAAGAAUUCUUCCCUGGACACUGGGCGAGCAGCUACAUUGAUUUGAGAGUAAUAUUGAGAUUAACACUGUACAAAUAGCAUUGAAUCCUGGUUGUUUAUUCUGUUGUUUUUGUAGGUCACUAGUGUUCCUGUGACAAAUGUGUCUAUUAGUUCAGUUUUCUAAGGGUGAAUCUGUUAAAGAUGUUCUUGGCUUAGCCGUACUUAACACAUAAAUAUAAAAGCUUACAGGCAGAAUAAUUGAAAGACUUUGUUUGAUUGUUUUGGUGUUGUCAUAGUUGCUUCUGUGCCUGUCAUUUUAGGUUUGACAUCUCAAAUUUUUUAAAUAAAUGUACCAGCCUUA